AUGAUGUUUCACAUCUCGUUUACUGAAGUUUAUACAUCGUCCAGGAAAAUCCAGGAUAUGGUUUUACAGGAGCAGCAAAUUUUGAAUAAUUUACAGGCAGCUGUUACAGAAUUGAGGAAUGAAACAGCUUUGUUGUUAUUCUCAAAAUUCUACAGGGACCGUGUGUUUAAAGUUGAAAAGCGCCGAUAUGCUACAAAUCCUCGGGAAACUCUGAGCCACCCCAAUGGAAUUUACUUCUACAUCAAACAUUUUGCUACCGAUUAUGAGAAUAUUAGGUCUGUCCUUGAGCACGCACAGUCCUGGUCUGUACGAAAGUAUCUGUCAUCAGUUGCAGACCAGGCAGAUGUCAGAGGCGCCCUGAGAUCAUUUCUGCGGCUCCAGACUGUGUACAACCUCUCAACGUCUGACAUGAUCAGGGGAAAUUACUUCGGACGGUUGGGACCAGAGCUUGGCCAGGAGGACGUCAUGGAGAUUGGCCGAGCUGCCCUUGACAGUGGGAGAGUGGAAAGGGCCAUCGAAUGGUUGGAGGCAGCCUUACAGCUAGUCGAUAACAAAGAACCCACUGUUGGCUUUCAUCUUUUUGAAUCAGGAACCUCGUUAACGGGACAGAUUCAGGCACUUCUGGGCAGAGCAUAUAAUCAUCAAGGAGACAGACAGAAAGCCACCGAGAUGUACAAGAUGGCCGUCAGCUUAGAUCCCCAAAACGUCCAAGUCAAACAACUGGAACGGGAAUUAGAAUUCAGACCACCACUGGCUGUCGACCCAAGCACGCAGAGACCAUUCAAAGAAGAAUUAGGACGUCUAUGCAAGCUACAAAAUAAACUGACAAAGAACAAGUUUGACCGGAGAUUGAACUGCACAUAUAGACAAGUCCUGCUCCCCUACUAUAGGUUUAAAAUGGAACUAAUUUCUGUGACGCCUUAUGUGGCUCUUUUCUUUGACGUCAUCACAGAUGAAGAAAUCAACGGUCUGACAAAUUAUGCGACUGAUAAGCUGAAAAGAGGGGUUGUUUUAGCCGGUCGAGAAAGUAUUUUCGUGGAGUCUAGGACGAGUGAUACCUAUUUUGUCACAAACGAGGAAUCUCCCAUCGCUGACCGACUAUCCAAGCGGACAGGGGCCAUUCUAGGUCUGGAGGCUGCCCACGAUAAACAAGACAGCUUCUUGUCUAGUGACCCAUUCCAGGUUGUUAAUUAUGGCAUGGGAGGUCACUAUGAUGUACACUUGGAUUCCGUUAAUAAA
Candidula unifasciata is the source of this 1239-nucleotide messenger RNA. NCBI's taxonomy places the organism in Eukaryota, Metazoa, Mollusca, Gastropoda, Stylommatophora, Geomitridae. The record is from the annotation of a GenBank genome assembly.